AUGCCGCCCCGGCGCUCCUCGACGCGCUCCCAAGCCCGCCUUCCCCAGGGCCAAACGGGCAUCCAGCGCUUUACGAGAGCGUCAAAGCCAGGUGCGACGCUUGCUGUGGAGGGGAAGGAAACUGCCACUACCGCUACUGCCACUGCCGCUACUGCUACUGCUGCUCCUUUCCUUCCCACGUCCCCGUCAAAGAAGCGGAAAUUGAAUGAGAUUGGAAACGGCGAGAGCGAAGAAGGAGUUCGAUCGGAGGCACAACGACAGCGACAGCAACAGCAACAGCUGGAAGACGCUGCCAAUGCCACGCCUUCGAAAACCUUACGAUUUAGCAGCCUCUCUGUGUCGACGCCGCGCAGUUCCCGCACCCGCCAGUCGUCAGAAUCCCAAACGUCCAGUUUCGAGUCUUCAACGACUCCGUCGGGAAGGAGCUCACCACCUACAUCUCCCUCGAGAGGCAGUAGUCCCUCUCCAUCUGCACCGCUAGACGAGACCACCGUUCCCGAGCGCUCCCCGUCCCCGUGUCCGAGCCGUCCUGCCGCGUUUUAUGAUCUGUUGAGCCUCCAUUCCUCCUUCCUCACGGCCAUAGCACUGCAUUUUGCCCACAAUGGCGCCUCCACGCCGGCCGAUCUCAGGGAAUUGCUGCCGAGCAUCGAGAGGAUAUGGAAGAAGCGCAAGGUCGUCACGAGGGACUUGCAGAGAUUGAUCCGGAUAUGGGACGACGAUCCCGAGUCUUUGGGCUUUCGGUUUCGGAUUGCCAACUACGGCCUGGGCAAGAUAUGUCUGGAGAGGGUUUCUCGGGAUUCUACUAGUUCUCUUGGGGGAGGAUGUACCGCUGGUCGGUUCGAUGAGAACGAGCUCCAGGAGAGAUUCACACAGAAUCUGGACAGGAUAUGGAGGAGAAUGGCCAACAACUCCAAGGAGAAGAAGGGUGAUGAGACUGGUUUUGUCGAGAGGCUGGGAAUCGCGCCGAUUCACGAUUCCUUGACGCCUUUCACCGCGCUGCGCAAGGGACAGCAGCGGCUGCAGGAUUUGAAGGGGGGUGUUAUCAAGAUCAAAACGGCGAAAAUGAAGGCCAAGGCCAACGAUGCUGAUGUCCAGCCACGGGAACCGACAACGGACCGCCGAAAGGGUCUUCUGGAUCGCAUCAAGAGCAAGGAGAUGCUCCAGGCAAAACUGCCUCCUCCGCCGUCGAAAGAGGAGCUUCUGCGCCGGUCUGCUGCAGAACAUGUGGAGGACGUUGCGAAGGUGUUGGCUCUGCUGCGGCCGACUGACUCCGUCCAGACCGGGGCCAGUAGUGCCGUAACGGCGGUGCAAAAGAAGCCAUACCGGUUUGAGACCAUUAUCCAAAAUGUCCGGGAUUCGAUGCGGAAUCCCAUUUCUGAAGAGGAGGUCGCCGUGUGCCUGGACAUCCUGGCGGAGAAGGAUAUCGCAGGUGAUUGGAUAGAGAUUGUUACGGUCAACCAGCUGAAGUCGGUCGUCUUGAAGUCCGGGCGGGUCGACGUCUCACCAAGAGAAAUCGGGGCCAAGGUUGCCAAGAUGAAAAUCGGCUGGGAGGAUCAUACGACAUAG
Molecule: messenger RNA, 1566 nt
Organism: Rasamsonia emersonii CBS 393.64
Lineage: Eukaryota; Fungi; Ascomycota; Eurotiomycetes; Eurotiales; Trichocomaceae
Exons: 1
Coding region: 1-1566 (521 amino acids)
Source: RefSeq, a predicted model, not a curated record